This is a messenger RNA of Kuraishia capsulata CBS 1993, 1965 nucleotides long. RefSeq lists its product as uncharacterized. The coding region runs from base 1 to 1965 and encodes 654 amino acids. Gene Ontology annotation, biological process: mitochondrial glycyl-tRNA aminoacylation. Gene Ontology annotation, molecular function: ATP binding; glycine-tRNA ligase activity. Lineage: Eukaryota; Fungi; Ascomycota; Pichiomycetes; Pichiales; Pichiaceae. Gene Ontology annotation, cellular component: cytoplasm; mitochondrion. The transcript has a single exon. The record is from RefSeq and is a predicted model, not a curated record.
AUGUCCACAGCAGCAGCCGUUCCCUUUUCUAGGGAGAAUUUAGAGUCUAUCUUGAAAAGACGCUUUUUCUUUGCCCCAGCAUUCGAGAUCUAUGGAGGUGUUUCUGGUCUGUAUGACUUCGGUCCACCAGGAUGUGCUUUGCAAGCCAACAUUGUCGAUGUUUGGAGGAAGCACUUCAUUUUGGAGGAGGACAUGUUGGAAGUUGACUGUACCAUGUUGACUCCCCACGAGGUCCUGAAGACCUCGGGACACGUUGAUAAGUUCGCCGACUGGAUGUGUAGGGAUCUCAAGACUGGUGAAAUCUUCAGAGCCGACCAUUUGGUGGAAGAGGUCCUGGAGGCCCGUCUUAAGGGUGACAGAGAGGCCAGAGGUCUGGCCGCCGAGGUGGUUGAAGAAGACGAGGACAAGAAGAAGAGAAAGAAGAAGGUCAAGGAGAUCAAGGCCAUCAGACUUCCAGAUGAGGAGGCUAAGGAGUACGAGAUCAUUCUUGCCAAGAUCGAUGGUUUCUCAGGUCCUGAACUUGGUCAACUUAUGAUCAAGUACAAGAUUGGAAACCCAGCUACUAACGGACCUUUGGAGCAACCAAAAGAGUUCAACCUGAUGUUCGAGACGGCCAUCGGUCCAUCCGGUCAGCUGAAGGGAUACUUGCGUCCUGAGACUGCCCAAGGUCAGUUUUUGAACUUCAACAAGUUGCUUGACUUCAACAACGAGAAGAUGCCAUUUGCUUCUGCAUCCAUUGGCAAGUCUUUCAGAAACGAGAUUUCCCCUAGGUCAGGACUUUUGCGUGUGCGUGAGUUUUUGAUGGCUGAGAUCGAGCACUACGUCGACCCCAACGACAAAUCCCACAAGAGCUUUGACGACUUCAAAGACGUCAAAUUGAACUUCUUGCCUCGUGAUAUACAGGAAGCAGGUAAGACUGAGCCUAUCACCACCACUGUCGGUGAAGCCGUUAGCUCGAAGAUGGUUGACAACGAGACGCUCGGCUACUUUUUGGCUAGAAUCUACCUGUUUCUGACCAAGAUCGGUGUUGACCCAACUCGUUUGAGAUUCCGUCAGCAUAUGUCUAAUGAGAUGGCUCAUUAUGCCCAGGACUGUUGGGAUGCUGAGUUGCAUACUUCAUAUGGCUGGAUCGAGUGUGUCGGUUGUGCUGACAGAUCAGCGUAUGACUUGACCGUGCACUCUGCUAGAACCAAGGAGAAGCUGGUUGUUCGUGAGCCAUUGCCAGAACCAAAGAAGGUCACUCGCCUGGAAGUUGAGAUUGAUAAGAGAAAGUUCGGACCUAAAUUCAAGAAGAAUGCUCCUCUUGUCGAGAACUGGUUGACCGGCCGCACGGAAUGUGAACUCGAAGAUCUGGCCAAGGAGUUGGACGAGAAGCUAAGCAUUAGCGCUAAGAUCUCUGGAUUUGAGGAACCAGUUGAGAUCGGUCAAGAUCUUAUCAAGAUUGAGGAAAAGACUCAUGUGGAGCACGUUAGAGAAUACACCCCUAACGUGAUCGAGCCAUCCUUCGGUAUCGGACGUAUUCUCUACGCAAUCUUUGAGCACACCUUCUGGGCCAGACCCGGAUCGGAAUCGAGAUGUGUUCUGUCUCUUCCCCCAUUGGUUGCUCCUACAAAGGUGCUGUUGGUUCCAUUGUCCACCAACGAUCGUCUCUCUCCUAUCACCAAGAAGGUCUCUAAGAUCCUGAGAUCUCACCAAAUCCCAUUCAAGAUUGAUGAUUCUUCUGCCUCUAUUGGUAAGAGAUAUGCCAGAAACGACGAGUUGGGAACUCCAUUCGGUGUCACCAUUGACUUCGAUUCUGUUGAUGAUGGUUCCGUUACGUUGAGAGAACGUGACUCGACCAAGCAAGUUAGAGGUGCCAUUGACGACGUGGUCUUGGCCAUCAAGAACAUCACUUACAACGGUGUUUCAUGGGAAGACGGAACCAAGAACCUUGUGCCUUUCGAGUCGAAGGGGGAUGAUGAAUAA